Plenodomus lingam JN3 is the source of this 114-nucleotide messenger RNA. The record is from RefSeq and is a predicted model, not a curated record. Lineage: Eukaryota; Fungi; Ascomycota; Dothideomycetes; Pleosporales; Leptosphaeriaceae.
AUGACCUUUUCAGGUUCAAGGUUCAGCGAUCUAUGUCAUUGCGCCUUCUCAACAGGGCCGCCCUGGGCACCUGUAUCUGCAGGAUUCUGGGGCCGAAUAUCAAUCCCUGAAUAG